GUCACGGCCUGAACUGGGGAGGAGGCGGGGAAAGGCGUCCCUAGCCCAGAUCGCAGCAAUCGGUCGCUGGGAGAGCAGGCAGGGUUGUCAGAGAUCAUGGGGGAGAGCUCGCUGGAGUCUGGGCCCGUGCCCGGGGCCCCUGCCGGGGGUCCCGUGCACGCCGUCACCGUGGUGACCUUGCUGGAGAAGCUGGCCACAAUGCUGGAGGCGCUGCGGGAGCGGCAGGGUGGCCUAGCCGAGAGGCAAGGCGGCUUGGCAGGCUCGGUGCGCCGCAUUCAGAGCGGCCUGGGCUCAUUGAGUCGCAGCCACGACACCACCAGCAACACACUAGCGCAGUUGCUGGCCAAGGCGGAGCGCGUGGGCUCUCAUGCCGAUGCAGCCCAGGAGCGGGCGCUGCACCGCGCAGCUCAGGUGCAGCGGCUGGAGGCCAACCACGGGCUGCUGGUGGCGCGCGGGAAGCUGCACGUCCUGCUCUUCAAGGAGGAGACUGAAAUUCCAGCCCGCGCCUUCCAGAAAGCACCAGAACUUUUGGGCCCCGAGGACCAGUCAGUGCCAGGCCCAGAGCAGCCAGAAGAUCAAGCUGGAGAGAGUUCAGACGAGGAGCCGGUGGAGUCCCGGGCUCAGCGACUGCGACGCACAGGCUUGGAGAAGGUACAGAGCCUAAGAAGGGCCCUUUCCAGUCGUAAAGCACAACCCACACCAGUCAAGCCGCCACGCCUAGGGCCUGUCCGGAGCUCUGAAGGCCCACCAGAUGGCCAGCCUGUAGCUCAACCCGCUGCACCGGAGGAGUCCUCACUAGAGUCUGCCCUGGAGCCAGAAUCUCCUCAGGCUACCAAGGAAGAUCCCGAAAGGCCUGUGCUUCAAAUCGAGAGUGCAGCCUGAUCGCUGGAGCUGCCGGCCCCACUCGGGGUUUAGGCCUUGUCCCAAAAUAAAUCCUUAAGGCGUGCAGCACUUACACCCAAAUAAGGAGAAAAUCCUGCAUCCACUGCCCAGUUCCGACCCUCCCUUCCUGGCCUUCCAGUCUGGUACCCCGUGUCCUCCGGAAAAGGAGCAUUCAACCUAAUUUAGGCUCACUGCAAUAAAAGUAAUUUCAUCUAACCCAGAGUCC
Molecule: messenger RNA, 1108 nt
Organism: Microtus oregoni (creeping vole)
Lineage: Eukaryota; Metazoa; Chordata; Mammalia; Rodentia; Cricetidae
Gene: Cavin3
Product: caveolae associated protein 3
Exons: 2
Coding region: 97-882 (261 amino acids)
Cellular component (GO): cytoplasm; caveola
Molecular function (GO): protein kinase C binding
Source: RefSeq, a predicted model, not a curated record